AUGGUCUUUUUCCACUUUGCGAAGGCUUGCAGCAUCGUCUACGUGUUCCUAUACCCAGGAUACGGCAUCUAUAAGACUCUCAAGAAUGCUCCCGAAGGUGUCGAGGAGCAGAAGGUCCAGGCGGCCGAACUGAAGCGUUGGAUCGAGUACUGGGGCGUAAUGGCGUUCGUGAUGUCUGCAGAAUACCUGGCUGAAUGGCUUGUGUCUUGGUUCCCUGGAUACUGGUUGUUCAAGUCGAUCUUCCUUGUUUGGCUCGUUGCACCACAAACCCAGGGCGCUACUUUUGUCUUCCACCACUUGCUUGCUCCUUACCUUGCUCAACAUGAGUCCGAGAUCGACGCUCGUCUCAACGGUUUGAACUCGAGCGUCAUUGCCUACUUCCAGGAUCAACUCGGCCAACUCCUCGCUGCCGUCCUCCCCAGCAUGACCCAGCAGCAACCAGGUCAAUCCGGCCAGCCUCAAGCCAACUUUGCCGCCGGAAUGAUGCUCAGCAUGCUCCAUCAAUAUGCUCCCAACGUCAUGGCCCGCAGCCAGCACCACUCUACCUCUCGUCCCGGCACUCCUAGCGUUAGCGAAACUGCCAAGGCAUCCGCUUACGAACUCCGCCCCGAGUUGAACCACAACGAGUCUCAAUCUUCCAUCAGCUCUCGCUCGACUGCCAUCAGUGUGAUGUAA
Molecule: messenger RNA, 675 nt
Organism: Rhizoctonia solani
Lineage: Eukaryota; Fungi; Basidiomycota; Agaricomycetes; Cantharellales; Ceratobasidiaceae
Product: TB2/DP1, HVA22 family domain-containing protein
Exons: 4
Coding region: 1-675 (224 amino acids)
Source: RefSeq, a predicted model, not a curated record